Danio rerio (zebrafish) is the source of this 5603-nucleotide messenger RNA. Lineage: Eukaryota; Metazoa; Chordata; Actinopteri; Cypriniformes; Danionidae. The record is from RefSeq and is a predicted model, not a curated record.
GUCCUAUGCUUAUAAGGGAGAGAUUGUCACUAUGGUUCAAAAAAAUUGUAUCAAUAUUCAACAUUAGAAGCUAGUUACAUUCAUAUACUGUUGCCACAUACUGUAACUGUGUUUAAACCCCUUAUAAAAGUGAUUUUUCCGUAACAGGUCCCCUUUAAAGCUUAACUAUCAACUGAUAACCUCUAGAUGACAUAAAAUUUGCCUAUUUCCUUUAAGUACCUUUAAUGCUACAACCUGUUUACUGCCAUUGUGAUAUCACAAAAUACAGCGCCCUCUGUUGUUCAAAAUUUGUAUUGUGAAUGAUUUACGUCCCAAACCAACCUAACUGGUCACAAUUGAAUUGAAUUUCACCCAGCUCUAUUGUUUCAACCAUCCAUGAUUUCUGCCACAAAAACCCCAUAACCAGCUUCAGAUGUUAGCAUUCGCCAUGUGAUUGCCGUGUGAAUGUAGAUCAGCGCAGUUAAUCAGAGCAGUGAGGUUAGCGAUGUGAUAUUUGUAUGUGUGUAUAUGUGUGUUGGCAGGGGGCUGAUGGUGUCUACAGGCGGGUAACUGUGCCUCACAUGAGUAAGAAAGAACAGAUUUGUCCCUGCUGCUAGCGCUGAUGAUAGCUAUCUCCAUGCAUCCAGACAGAUGGACCGUGUGUGUGUGUGUGUGUGUGUGUGUGUGUGUGUGUGUGUGUUUCCAUGCGCUUGUGUGUGUGUGUGUGCUCAGAAUGGAGACCACCACCACAGAAAAAGAUCCUUUGUGUGUGCAUCUGACUCGCUUUCUCUUUUGUCCUUAUCUAUUUAUCACUGAUGGGUUGAACUAUAAACACCGGAUGCUGGGUUAUCACUGUCUUUUGUACAUUUCUACCUUUUUCUCCUCCUGCAUUUGGAGUGGGAAGAGAGUUGAAGGCCUUCAAAUUUCUGUGCUUUCAUUGAAAAGCACAAUAGGCUGGAUAUUAGCAUUUGGGCCAAUCUCCUAAUGCAGUUAAAGAGGCUGCAGGGGAGUCAAACAGAAGGACGGGAGCUUCCAAUGAGCUUUUUUUUUUUCAUGUAGUUUUUUUUAACCUGAUUGUCAGAUAGGAUGGGGAUUGGAAAGAGUGAUGUUUUGAGGGUUCGUCCAGGUGAAGUGCCCAGUGAUUGAGGCAUGGUGCUGGAGUCUGACCUUACUGUCCUGCUCUCUCUUAUGCACAGUGAUUACAUCAUCGAGGAGAAGAACGCUAUGCUCCAGAAGAAGGAGAAUGAGGGAUUCGGCUUUGUCUUGCGAGGAGCAAAAGCGGAGACACCCAUUGAAGAGUUUACACCCACACCUGCCUUUCCUGCACUGCAGUACCUUGAGUCUGUGGAUGUCGAGGGCGUGGCCUGGAGGGCGGGGCUUAGAACUGGAGACUUCCUCAUUGAGGUGAAUGGUGUAAAUGUGGUAAAAGUGGGACACAAGCAGGUGGUGUCACUCAUCCGGCAGGGCGGGAACAGCCUCCUGAUGAAGGUGGCAUCAGUCACACGCAAGCCAGAGUCUGAGGAGACAGUCAGGAAAAAAGCGCCCCCGCCUCCUAAAAGAGCACCCAGCACCACCCUCACCCUGAGGUCCAAAAGCAUGACCGCUGAGCUCGAAGAACUGGCCUCUGCAAGGAGGAGGAGAGGAGAAAGGUUAGAUGAGAUUUUGGCCUCUCAGGAGACAGUACUGAGGCCAAAGGUGGAAGCAGACUAUAGAGCCGCCACGGUGAAGCAACGUCCUACCAGUCGCCGAAUUACACCAGCAGAAAUCAGUUCUCUUUUUGAGCGACAAGGACUUGCCCUUCAUGGUGCUCUUCACCCAGCGUUGGAAAAAGCCCACAUGCAGCUGCCGAAAAGCAUGGCUCGAACAAAGUCUUUUGGAGCCACCGAAGAGGAUCGACUGUCUGCCCUGGCAGCGGAGCACAGAUUUCCACGAAGCUCCUCCAUGACGGACAGCCUGAGAGACAGCCAUAGUAUCCCUCCACCUCCUCAGAUGGCUCCCCCACCUCCUCCAUCGCUUUACUAUCUAGAUACUGGACCCCCUCCUUCAUUCUGCCCACCCCCUCCCCCUGGCCGCCUUCACGACCCCAGCCGUUCCAGUUUUAAACCAGGCUCUGAGCCGAGACUACAUGCAUUGCCUCAGACAAUGUCUGCUGAGCUGUAUGAGCCGCCUCGCCAUGCCUCCCACAUGGAGAGGCAGAAGAAAGCCCGCUCCAUGAUCAUCCUGCAGGAUUCCUCCCACCUCCCUGUGGAGCCUACUGACAUCCCCAGGCCAGGUCCUGUCUCAACUCCGCCUGAGAGAAUCAAGCGGAAAGGCAGAAUCAUAGAUAACCCCUACGCCAAUGUGGGUCAGUUCAGCGUGGGUAUGUUCACGCCAACUCCCAGCAAGCCACAACGGAGGAAGAGCCCACUUGUUAAGCAACUGCAGGUGGAAGAUGCUCAGGAAAGAGCCUCACUAGCAUUGGCAUCCAUCCAUGCGAGGGAGCACUCUCCUUCUGGGCGCCUUGCUGCCCAGCACACCAGCAGGUCUGACUUCUUUCAUCAGCAGCAGCAGCUGUUGCAUGAACGCAGUCAAGCUCAUGCUGAAGGACUGUUGCAAGGAAAAGGACCUUUUGCUGCUGCCAUUGCUGAUGCUGUGAAGGACAGAGAACGUCGUCUGGAGGAGAGGCGGAAAUCUACAGUCUUCCUAUCAGUGGGAACUAUGGAGGGCAGUUCAGCACCACCCCCCGAGGCCCCCUCGCUCACACCAUCCCGUUCUGUUGAUGAACGAAUGCUCACUCGUGAACUCGGUCAAUUGCCUCCUCCCGCCUUGGCGUUACGUCCCUCACCUGGGGGCACCACCUUCAUUCACCCACUGACAGGUAAGCCCCUGGACCCCAACUCUCCAUUGGCACUUGCGCUGGCCGCAAGAGAACGGGCAUUAACUUCCCAGAGUCAGUCCCCCUCAAGCAGCCCUGAGCCCAGAACUAAACAUGAAACUGCUGGAGGGGUACUGUAUAUGGAGACCCAGACCAAAGAGGCUGAGCGGUCAGAGGGUGAGGGUGGGUUUGCUUCACCUCCCUUUUCUCCUGCAACAAAAAGAAUUUACGAGACCUCCGUCCCCACUAGCAAGAUUCAGUGGGGAAGUCCCAUAUCUACCAGGAAAGAGUUAGAAACAAGGACAGAAAGGAAGGAGGAGAGGAAAAUUGAGGACAAAAAGAGUAUGAUCAUCAGCAUCAUGGACACGUCUCAGCAGAAAACUGCUGGGCUUAUCAUGGUUCAUGCAACGAGUAAUGGGCAGGCUGUAGGGCCCAGUCCAGAGCGCAGUGUCCCUUCCCCUAAGGGGAUAUUGUCAGAAAGCCCCAAACCCAUGUUGGCCGAAAUUAAACGUGCAAAGUCCCCUGGUCCCGAAGCUCCUUCGAUAUCCACCCCACCACCCACCGCAGCUCCAACUUCCCAGCCCCCUCCCAGCCCAUCCUCAGACAAAACCUUGGCUCAGGGUAGUUCUGAGGAGGAUGCCGAACCCUAUACAGUCACCUUGCCACCUGCCAUGCUAUCCUCCAGUGACGAGGAGACAAGAGAGGAGCUUCGUAAAAUCGGUGUGGUUCCUCCGCCGGACGAAUUUUCAAAUGGCCUUCUUGCUAAGACUCCUGAAACUGCAGUACCUCCUGCUCCCACGUUGACGCAGACAACUCCUUCUACCUUGCCCUCAGCUCCACCCGCUCCACCACCCCCUGCUCCUUCAGCAGCGGUCGCUGCAGCAGCACAGGUCCCUGCUAGCAGUGGCCUGCAAGCAGCCUCAGGGAAGCCAUCUGAGUCCCACCUGGGCCCAGAGUCUGCUGCUGACUCCGGGGUGGAAGAGGUAGACACUCGUAGCUCCAGCGAUCACCACCUGGAGACCACGAGCACCAUCUCUACUGUCUCCAGCAUGUCCACACUGUCCUCGGAAAGCGGCGAGCCAACAGACACUUACACCACCCACGCAGAUGGCCAGACGUUCAUUCUUGAUAAGCCGCCAGUGCCUCCAAAGCCAAAGCUCAAGUCCCAGCUCAGCAAGGGCCCGGUGACGUUCAGGGACCCCCUGCUCAAGCAGUCAUCUGAUAGCGAACUGCUCUCACAGCAGCAUGCGGCUGCACUGGCUGCUGCUGCGGGAGCCUCAGGCCCGGCCAGACCCCGCUACCUCUUCCAGAGACGCUCUAAGUUGUGGGGGGACACAGUAGAACCCCGUCCGCUUUCGGGGGCAGAGGAAGGCAAGCCCACUGUGAUCAGCGAGCUCAGCUCCCGGCUGCAGCAGCUGAACAAGGACACACGCUCACUUGGGGAAGAGCCACUUGGAGCUUCACUUGACCCCGGACGAAAAUCCCCCGUGGUCGGUCCAAGACUCUUCAGCAGUUUGGGAGAGCUCCAUACUAUCUCUCAGAGAGGCUACGGCACCACCUACACCAUCAGACCAGGCAGCCGCUACCCAGUAACCCGCAGGACUCCCAGUCCCGGAUCCCCGGACCGCUCAGAUCCUCUAGGACCCAUCCGGGGUUUCGGCCUGGCCACGUCACCGAUCACACCGCCCACCAUCCUUAAGUCGUCCAGCCUCAGUCUCCCUCACGAACCGAAAGAAGUGCGUUUCGUCAUGAGGAGCUCCAGUGCACGGAGUCGCUCACCCUCGCCGGCCCCUUCGCCAGGCAUGACCUCCCCGCUUCUCACCCUGCGGCCGUUCCACCAGAAACCCCUUCAUCUGUGGAACAAGUACGACGUGGGAGACUGGCUGGCCAGCAUUAACCUGGCCGAACACCGGGAUCGUUUCCAGGAGCACGAGAUCGAGGGCUCCCAUCUGCCUGCUCUGACCAAGGAGGACUACGCUGAGCUGGGUGUGACACGUGUCGGUCACCGCAUGAACAUUGAGCGCGCCCUUAAACAGCUGCUGGAGAGUUGACCACGCGCCUCCCUCUGCCUGUAGCUAGUCUCAACACGGUUUACUUUUAAAUUCCUACUUUAUUUCAUUUGGGGGGGGGGUUCUUGUGAUUUCAGAGCUUUCAAGAAACACUCUAUGUUUUUUUUUUGGAAGUGACCUGAAGUUAACAGUUGGGGUUUACCAUUUUUGAAGCCUUUUAGCUGAUCUCUGGGUCUGGCAGGAGCACUUUUAGUUUAGCUUAGCAUAGAUCAUUGAAUUGGAUUAGACCAUUACCAUCUUACUCAAUAAAAAAAACUGAAAAUUAUUUUUAAUAAGCUUAAUAUUUUAAGCUUCUCGCUCAAAAAUGACCAAAUAGUUUAAACAUUUUCCUUUUUAAAGCUUGACCUUUCUGUAGUUAAAUUGUGUAUGAAGACUGACGGAGAAUUAAAAGAUGCUAUUUAUUAGGUCAGUAAGUCUAAGAACUAAUGGCCUAAUGCUAUUUAAUCACACAUGCUAAUCAGUUUACGAGUUAUCCAGAGUUAAUAGUUGGUGUUUACCAUUUUUGAAUAUUUUAAGCCAACUCCGGGUCUGGCAGGAGCACUUUUAGCUUAGCUUAGCAUAGAUCAUUGAACUGCAUUAGACCAUUAGCAUCUCACUUAAUAAUUUUCCUCCGCUAUAGUUACAUCGUGACUGAUGGAAAAUGAAAAGAUGCUAUUUAUUAGCUCAGUAAGUCUAGAAACUAUAUCGUCAUUUGGGUGUAA